Molecule: messenger RNA, 3569 nt
Organism: Acanthaster planci (crown-of-thorns starfish)
Lineage: Eukaryota; Metazoa; Echinodermata; Asteroidea; Valvatida; Acanthasteridae
Product: bone morphogenetic protein 2-B-like
Cellular component (GO): extracellular region
Molecular function (GO): growth factor activity; cytokine activity
Source: RefSeq, a predicted model, not a curated record
UGAACGAUCCCCACAGGAGAAUUGCCGCGGCGAAGUCAGCUAGUUCACCGGCGACAACCACACCUGCACCGGGGCCUAUUCACCGGCCGAGAGAAGAAAAAAAUCUUGUCGGUGAGAGAGCACCCCCCGCUAAUUGGCACUCUAAACUCAAUCACAAUAUUAAUUGUGCCCUAUUCGGGGAGGGUGCGAAUCUGACACCUUUGGUGGAUUACGGAGGGGAUACUUCUGAGUACGAUCCCGCGUCAAAGGGGAUUGGCCAGCGGAAAGAAGUCCACGUAUCAUUGGCUGAUUUGCGUUUCGCCCGAGUAGGAACCAGCCACCUGGAAUACGUCAAUCAACGGCAGUUGACAGGGGAGAGACGGGCCAGCGGACUGCUCAAUGUGUCCGACCGUAUAACGUAGCGUCCAACAACCGCACAAGAAAGCCCUAACUAACGCGUCUGAUAAUAUACGAGUGGCUAUAAAGAGGGAAAAAAGAAGGUUCAUAACAUUGGUUGGGAUCUCAAAGCGAGUCAGUUUGUCUAGUUACCUGCCUGCGCGUGGAGCUGGAGCAUAAUACGACUGGGCGUUGGUGAGAGCAGUUGCAUCUCCGAGGGAGGCCUGCGAAAUCCUACAACUACCUGUGACAGAACUUUCGACUCCGUGCGCACACCUGUAUUUGCCAAGCCGUACACACUGAUCAGUAAGCUUUGUAUCACUUGCUGUAGGCUAUCAGUAUUGCGAGGCAUAGUUCUUCGAGUUGUCCACCAACGACACAAGAUGCUAUUCCAUCCUCGGUCCAUCAUCCUCCUUGUGAUAACUGUCUGUCACCUUACGGUAUCGCUCCCACAUGCGAUAGCUAAGGCCGUGCCCCGGUCGGGCGAGCUGGUGAGCGCAACGCACCCGUCGAGGCAGCGAGACCGCCCCUCCCCGCCGUCCAACCUCCCCGAUGCGGUCCUGACCGGCUCGACAUCCGCCAGCACCGGCCACGAGUCGAACGUCAUCAUGACGCAGCAGAAGGAGCAAGUGCUGGGCGAACUCUUCCGCGCCUUCGGCUUGGAGAACAAUACCUUGGAGCAGCCGGCACGUCGCCCAGAACCCCCACCCUUCAUGCUGAAUCUGUAUAACUCCGUCGCCGACCCCACCUCCGGGAAACUGAGGAUGCCCCGACCCUUCAACGCCAACACGGUUCGGUCCUUACCGGAUAAAGCCAACAAGCACCGACUCCAUUUUCAGUUCAACCUGAGCCACGUGCCUCCGACGGAGAUGCUCUUGCAGGCCGAACUCCAUCUCUUCCGGCUCAAGCCCAAGAUACGACCCACCGUCUCGGCGUCUGGAAAACGGCAACCCUUCUACCAGAUCCAACUCUAUCAGCUUGCCAAUGACGAUCUCACGUCGCUAGAGGGCGCUAAACUCAUUGGACUGCGUUUGGUGGGAAGCGUGGGGACUGAAUGGGAAGUCUUCAGUAUUACAGAGGCCGCUUCAAGGUGGCUCGCCGACGAGAGCUCAAAUCACGGCGUGCUGGUAACGAUCACGUCACUCACCGGAGAGCCUAUGGACGAGAACUUCAUCCGGUUUGCCCAACAGGGCAAGCACCACCCGAGCAAGCACCCGUUCCUCGUGUUGUACACCAGCGACCUGCGGCAGGCAGACAAUUCCCAAUCGGGGCAAGGAGCUGCUGGAAGUGCAUAUGAGAAUUUCUUCGAGACCUACGGAAACCUCAACUCGGCUCCAUUCACCGACUCCACGCAAGCCGGCCCCACACCCAACGUGCACACCAACCGCUACGCCCCCGACAAAGUAUCGGCCACGAAACAAACGCGGACGGGGUCUGCCACGUCCAGAAACCGGCGGGACAACCGGCAGGAUUUGGUGCCGACGGAAGACCCAGUCACGGACAGUGGUGGUAACAGCGGCGGUGGCAACAGCAAGAGGGACCACCGGCUCAAGGGUACGUGUGCCCGAAAGUCCAUGUACGUGGAUUUUCACGAGAUCGGGUGGUCUGACUGGAUCAUCUACCCGGAGGGCUACAAUGCGUUCGAGUGCACCGGCCGCUGCCCCUUCCCGCUGAGCCAGACGGUCCAGCCGUCCAAUCACGCCACGGUACAGAGCCUCAUGCAUCUCAUCUCGGCCGACGUGGCAGCGCCUUGUUGCGUGCCCAGCCAACUCGACCCCAUCGUCGUCCUGUUCUUUGACAGCGACGGCAACGUGGUGCUCAAGCAGUUUGACAACAUGGUGGCAACCGCUUGUGGCUGCCGUUGAAAACAAGUAUUUAAAACAAAAAUUGAAGGGGUUCACUGGUCAUAUACAUUUAUAUAAAAAGGGAAGAAAAUUCUGAUAUUGAACAACUAGAAACAGUUGUUCAAAUUGCUCUGAAAGGAAAGAACAGACCAAGUGUUUUUCGAGCCUGUAUAACUUAUCUCCAACUGUUCAUUCAGUGCUCAAACUACAAUCUUACAGUGCUCAACCUCUCACUUAAGUCUUUAUGUGGACAAAAUGCUAUGAUAUAGAAUCUAAUUAUUAGUACGUAAACAGUGCAAGUGGUUAAAUUUGCAUGUCUUUAGUGUACAUACAAGGUAUCCUCAAUGUUCCCCAUAUUUUAGGGUUUCAAAUCCAAUGUGGUCGUCCGGUCAUGAAAUUUUCAUCGUCUAAAAUCUGCGAUGCGUACUCACGUUUGUUCAUCUGAUUGUCCACCUGUUUGUUUAUUAAAAGGGCAGUACAUUAUUUCUCUCGGUGCCAAAUGAACGCUCCCGAUACACCACAGACCAUUUCCCAACUCAUGCUUUGACUCUACGAGUUUUUAACAGCAAAUAGUUCAACAGCUAAGUAAUAAAUGGCCAAUUUCUUAACACGCUGCAAAGAAACAGCCAUCGUCUGCGUGUAGUAUAAACAAAACCAGGAUUCCUUUCUUCAUAUCAGCGGUAAAAAUUAUUUUCUUACCUUCCCUUAUUAUAAUUUUAUUCUGUUUAAAAAAAUGUUAUUUUUGAUUUAUGAAUAAUGAAAUGUGCACCCAGCUUUGUAUUCAAAACAAAUCCGUAAGAUAACGUGCAGAAAUUUUUCAAAGUUUCUGAGGGAAGACGCAAACUGCAGGCUCCUCGUCACGAGCACCAUUCAUACACUGCAACCAAGUCUUUAAUUGGCUCUCUUGGAUAGGCAGCGAGUUGCAAAACAAACCCCGAGCUGGACAAAGAGAGGGUGCAAGUUUCCUACCAACAGAGGCUCCUUUGGUAGGAACUGCAUUUGGUUGGUUUACAAACGACUAAGAAACGCACACGUUACGGUCACGUCGCUACCAACUGAAUACUCCCAACCAACAUGGCUCUUAUUAACCAAUGAGGGCGUGCUCUGCGGAUACCUGUGUAUCUCCUUCACGAAGUCCAGAGCUGAGCAAUAUAAACCUGAACUGACAACAGACAGUACACUUAAAUUUCUGCUCAACCCACGUACCUUCGAGUAUUAGACCUUAUUUCUUAGACAUAAGGGACUAUAGUUUAUCGAAUGUAAAUAUUAAAUAAAAACUUCUUUAUACAUUAGCGUUGUUUUUAUGUUUGCCAAUAAAGUUGAAUGUUGUGUUCAAUAUUUAGAAGUUGA